Actinia tenebrosa (Australian red waratah sea anemone) is the source of this 2365-nucleotide messenger RNA. Its product is annotated as amidophosphoribosyltransferase. Gene Ontology annotation, molecular function: amidophosphoribosyltransferase activity. The record is from RefSeq and is a predicted model, not a curated record. Gene Ontology annotation, biological process: purine nucleobase biosynthetic process. Lineage: Eukaryota; Metazoa; Cnidaria; Anthozoa; Actiniaria; Actiniidae.
GAAACCAUUUUGGAACCAAAAUUUCUAGGUUUCCGGUUUUUUUCAUGCUKUUGUCAUCAAGUCCACGUUUUUGAUCACUUCUUCACCUACAAGCUUAUUUCAUUUUGUUCGUCUUGUUUUGACUUCGUAAACAGGUUUUUCAGCUUGUCAUACUAAGGAACUAAGAUGGCCGACAAGUAUGAUGAAAGAAAAUUACAGAAAGCUUGUGGCGUUUUCGCUUGUGUUACUGCUGAAGGGAUAUCUGAGGCAGACGCUGAUGUAGCGAAUACGAUCUGCCUUGGUCUAGUUGGGCUUCAACACCGAGGGCAAGAAAGUGCUGGCAUCGUAACAAACUGUGGUAAUGAAUUCUACUCACACAAAGGGAUGGGUCUUGUGUCUAACGUGUUUGGUGAAGUAGAACUAAAGAAGCUUAAAGGUAACAUGGGAAUAGGACACACCCGUUACUCWACGGCAGGGUCAUCGGAACUGAUAAACUGUCAGCCAUUUGUGGUGGACACUAUUUAUAGUCAUAUAGCUGUUGCGCACAAUGGUGAAUUGAUUAAUGCAAAGUCUGUAAGGGACAAAUUACUUCGUCAAGGGAUGGGGUUAUCGACUAGUAGUGAUAGUGAAGUUAUAACCCAGUUAUUGACGGCACGUCCACCUUGUGGAGAACCCGAAGGACCUGAUUGGGUGGCAAGAAUCAAGUAUCUCACCAACCAGACCCAGUGCUCUUACUCGCUUGUAAUCAUGACAAAAGACUGUGUAUAUGCUGUCAGAGAUCCUUAUGGUAACCGACCUCUCUGCAUUGGAAUGUUGAAGCGCACAUGUAGUUCUUACAGCCCACAGUUAAAGAGAUUCAACAGCCUUUCUGAUGUUCAAAGUAGACUUCAUUCACAAGAUGAAGUUCUAAGCUGGAUUGCAUCUUCAGAAUCAUGUAGCUUUCCUUCUAUUGGCGCUGUCCUCAUGUACGAAGUGAAUCCUGGAGAGAUAGUACAAUUGACUCCAAAAGGACCAAAAUCACUGGGAAUAAUACCACCUGCCAAAACUGACGAUCUUCCAGCAUUCUGUAUAUUUGAGUAUGUCUACUUUGCUCGUGCAGAUAGCAUGUUUGAAGGUCAGAUGGUGUAUUCUGCWCGGCAGCGCAGUGGAAUCCAGCUUGCUAUAGAAGCCCCAGUAGAAGCUGAGGUUGUGAGUACWAUACCAGAAUCAGCUACUCCAGCAGCCUUGGGCUUUUCCUUGCAGUCUGGCAUUCCYUAUAUUGAAGUGUUGACCAAGAAUCGCUAUGUUGGAAGAACAUUCAUCCAGCCCUCCAACAGACUUCGAAAACUUGGUGUGAACAAAAAAUUUGGGCCUCUUUCAGAGAAUUUCAGGGGUAAACGAGUGGUUCUUGUUGAUGACUCUAUUGUGAGAGGUAACACCAUUGGACCCAUUAUCAAACUGUUAAAACAAGCUGGUGCUAAGGAGGUGCAUAUUCGCAUUGCUUCUCCCCCACUGAAGUAUCCAUGCUACAUGGGAGUCAACAUCCCAACUAGAGAAGAACUAAUUGCCAACAAGCUGAGCCCAGAGGAACUUGCCUCUCAAGUAGGUGCUGAUAGUCUGAUGUAUUUGAGUGUUGAAGGACUUGUCAAUGCAAUUCAAUCUGGGAUCACUUUACAGAAAGAAAGGAAGAUUGGACACUGUACGGCAUGUUUGACUGGGAAAUAUCCAGUGGAGUUGGAAUGGUGAAAUGUUUUGUUCUUUGAUCAUCGAUAUAGAAGAAGUUUGAGAAUCUGCAAUCAAAUUGUAGAGCUUUCUCCUUUCAGAGAUUGUAGUGGCAGCUGUGAUGCAUACAACAAUGGCUGCUCAAAAAUAGAUCUUUUUCACUUAGGUGUAAUGGUUUCCCAUUUUCCAACAAAACAGAAAAAAUCUUAAUUAGAUUAGUAGACUCUGGCUUAUUCUUAAGAGACAUUGUACAGAUGUUUUGGUCUGAUCUCAGACCUUCUUCAGUGUAAAGACUAGAAAUGCGCGCACAUUUUGAAUCUAGUUUUUAGUGUGCACUAUUCUAGGAUUUAAAAAAGUUUCAUAAAUGUUUGGGAUCUGAAUAUGGUUUCCCUAAUGUAUAUUUGAAAAGGAAAGUCUGCAAUUGAUUAAGGUGUACGAAAAGUUAAUUUGAGUGACCAUGGUAUCUAAGAUAGCACAUUAUUGAAGCUAAGAUGAAAGGGUGUUCUGGGUAAACAGUUAAUGAGGCUAAUAUUAAUAUCCAUGUUGCAGUUUUGUGGCUCUCAAUUAUUGAUUCAAGUUACUGAACAAAGCAUGUUGUCACUCUUUAUGUAUGCAUCUGUAUGCAAACACUCAGAAUGCCCAGGGUAUAUAGUACCUAGAAUACCCUACGGUCUUACCUUUGAUU